This is a messenger RNA of Drosophila ficusphila, 8739 nucleotides long. RefSeq names its product protein piccolo. Gene Ontology annotation, molecular function: protein binding. NCBI's taxonomy places the organism in Eukaryota, Metazoa, Arthropoda, Insecta, Diptera, Drosophilidae. The record is from RefSeq and is a predicted model, not a curated record. Bases 83 to 8383 code for a protein of 2766 amino acids. The transcript is spliced from 15 exons.
AAGGUUUCCAGGCAAACUCGGACAUCGUUCUUGGUCAGUAUCGAUUCAACAUUUAUCCAUGCAUGGUGUUUAAAGAACUGAAAUGACGACGACGAGUUUACCAAGAGUUCCCGAGGGUUUGCGGGACCUCAUGAAGGUUUAUACCAAGGAAGUGUUACGUGAAAAGCCGGCUGAUUUGUAUGGCUUUUCGGCCAACUUUUUCAACAUGAUUGUCGGUGAAAAAUCGCAUCAGAAGGUGCGAAAAUACGAACCGGUGCAAACUUAUGAAACCAUCAUGAAAAAUCGCAUUCGACAGCAGGUUCCCGUUUCCCUUGUGUUCAAUAUAAUCCCCGAAAAACUGACCGAUUUGAUAAAACAGUUCAUAAAGGCAGUGUUAAAGGAAAAACCUGAGAAUAUAUACAUAUUUGCACAGGAGUACUUUCAAAGAAUGUCGAAGGAAAAGUCGGGACGAAUUGAGUACACCAAAUAUUCGACAUAUGAAAAGUCAUUAAAGGAAAAGGAAAACAUUCAUCCUGUAUCGAAGGUGACUUGUGAAUGUGGUCGUAUACUGAGUGCAAAAUCAAAGGAUGUGGACAACAAGGCAUCCGUUUAUACAGAUACCAAUUUGGCUGAGGCAGAUCAGAAAACAUUUUCCAGCAGCAUUACCUACUUGCAAUCAGUUGUCAUUAUUCAAAGACAUUUUCGCCGAUAUCUUAAGCAGAGGAAUUUGGGUCGGCAAAAGGAUAAAUGUAAUAGCGUGGAAUACAUGGCUGCUAUUGUCAUGAUUCAAAAGCAGAUUCGUCGCUAUUUGGCCAAGAAGCGGGUGGAUAAACUUAAAAAUUCAUGUGACGCCCAAAAACCUCAUGCUACAUUUAAUACAGCCGACUAUAUGAAAGCCGUUGUCGUCAUCCAGCGUCAUUAUCGCAUAUAUUUAAAAAGAAAGAAGGAGCAAAAUCGAUUGAAAAACGACCCAGUAUCCUUGGCAACAGCAGCCAUCAUAAUUCAGAGGGCCUUCAGGAGGAUGGUGGAGCGUCUUAGGGUUAAAAGAAAUGCCUCCUUGGCCGCAGAUCAAGUCGAGGAACUCAACGACAACGCCUCCGAGACUGGAUCCUACACGUCCGUAUCCACCGCACUCCUUUCCACGGAAUCUACCGAAUUGGGAAUGGCAAAUUACGAGGAACGCGUCCACCAAAAAAUAAUCCACGAGGACGAGGAAGUGGAGAACAAUAAUGUCGAUGCCGGCCUUCGGAAGGACUCAUUCGCAGAACCCAUUAAAGGCGAACAAAAAUCGAUGCAGCUAAGGAAAAGCGAAAUCCUUAGCGGUGCUUUAAUCGAAAAUAUGAUUACCAAGCCUAAUUUGGAAAACAUUAAGGAUUUCAACACUGACUCGAAAGAUUUAGAAGGGUAUGGAGACAUUGAAUAUGGCAAAAAUAAAUCUAGUCAAGAUAUAGAACCUGAAGUAGUACCUAAGAAAGCCAGCUUAGAUCAAGAAUCGGUAAUUCAAACCGAAAGUAAAACUGAAACAAGAGAAGAUGAAGUCGCGUCGGAAGACAAGGCUGAAAUUGAAUCUAAUAAAGCUAGUUUGGAUGAAACCCAAGAUGACCUUAAAGCAAAAAUGGCUAUACAAGAAACAGAACCGGAAAAUAUUGAUGAAAUAAAAGUGGAAAAUGCAAACACAGAUUGUAUAGAAAAAGAAGGUAGCGAAAUAAAUGAAAUACCUAAUAAAAUGGAGAAAGUAGAGAGUCGUGAAUCAAAGGAAUUUGAAACAGUAACGAAAGACGAUCAGCUUGAUAAAAAAGAUAGUUCCACUAUUUUGUCCAACGAAACAGUUUUGCCACCCAAAACUAUGAGUUCUGAAGAGGUUCCAAUGAAAACUGAAGUUACACCUACUGUAUCAAUUGAAAUUGAACAUGUAGAUGAUAUUUUACAAGAUUCCACAACUACUCUUCAAGAUGCUAAUGGUGAAACAGUGCCGGAUACUUUAAAUGAGGACUCCGUGGAGGAAAAGUCCAAAAGUUUGCCCACGGACAAUUUGAAGAUGGAUUCAACCAAGCAAGAAAGUGUUGAAGAAAAUACUUUGGAAGUAUCUGAAGAUAAGAUCAUUUCAACCCCGAUGGAAAUAUCUGAAGAAAUCAUAACUCCAACCACUAUUGGGAAACCAGACAUAUCUGCUGAAAAAAAAUCUUCAAAUGAACAUGAAAAUACAACUUCAGAAAAUAUUGAGGAACCCCUCAUAUUAGUUGAAAAAAGUUCUUCAGUUGAGCAUGAAAAUACAACUUCCUCAAAGUCUAGAGGAAAGAGAAGCAUUGAGGAUGAAAAAAUCGUUGAAAUAAGUUCGGAAACUCCAGAAACAAAAAUCGAUGUCGACCACGUCAAAUCUGAAACCGAUGAAAGCUUAGAACCAAUUAACCAGGAUGAAACCCAAAUGUCAAAUGAACAACAACUGGACUUAGGUGUCUCAUCGGAAACUACACCAGCCAUAGAAGAAGAUCCUGAAAAGCCUUCAGGUGCUAAAGAUGAAACAAUAUCGGGCAGCGUUGAAACUGUAGAAAAUAAUUUGCAAGAUCCUGUGGAGAACGUCGCUAAAGCAUCGAUUGAAGAAAUAGAUUUGGAUGAAAGUAAUUUACAAGAUCCUGUGGAGAACGUCGCUAAGGUAUCGCUUGAGGAAAUAACUUUGGAUGAUGCUGCAAAAAUUGAUGAUUCCAUCACGGAAGAUAAAAAAAUAAGCGCAGAAAGCAUAGAACUUACGGAUGGCAAAACUCAAAAAGAAGAUGCAACUUCUAAGCCUGGUAGUGCGAUUUCAUCAGGCAAAACCCAUAUUUUAAAGGCUGAAGAGAAAAGUGGCUCAAUGGAUGACAUAGAAGCUGGCAAGAGAGACCUGGAACCUUCAACAGAAUCAACUCGAAACAGUGAAGAAGAGUCCGGAGAAGCCGUUGAAGAAACGGAACUGGUACAGACUGAAGUCAUGAAGCAGUCAGAAGAAGAAUCCGCAGCAACGGAUCCGAAAAGUUUGGAAACUGAAGAGGUUUCUUCCGUUGAAGUAGAAUCACAGCAUGAAAACCUAAAGAAUGAACAUCCAAAGCCAACUGAAGAAGAACACGAGGAUGGGUCCGCUUUAAAACAUAUAAAUGAUGGUAUGGGAGAAAUAGUAAUUUCAAGUACUGAAGUCGAGAAAGAUCCUUUAAGGUCAUCUUUGGAAGUCGAAUUAGAAAGUUCCAUGCAUGCUGUUUCUGAAAUUAAUCAGGAUUUUAAUGAGGACGACAAAGAUCAGCCCCAACAGGAUAUGAAGAAAAGUAUUGAAGAUUCCGUCGCUGCCGUUGGUAAAAUAUCUUCUCUUAAAUCAGAAAGUUCUGAAGCUGAAGAUAAACAACCGGAUAUCGAAAAUGUUCUAAUCAAUUCUGAUUCUGUGGAUAAUUAUGACAGUAAAAUAGUAGACGAAUCUAAAGAAUUGGUUAAUAUAUCUGCUAAGGAAGAAGACAGUACAGAAGUUGAAGAAAAAACAAUGGUAAUAGACCCAUUACCGACUGAACCCGAAACGCUGGAGAUGGAAGGUAGUUCAUUAUUAGAUGAACAACCGAUUAUCGAAAAUGUUCCAACAAAUUCUGAAUCUGUGGGAGAUAAUGACAGUAGAGUAGUAGAUGAAUCUACAAAAUUGGGUAAUAAUUCUGUUAAGGAACAAGAUAGUACAGAAGUUGUAGAGAAAAAAUUGGUUAAAGACCCUUUACCAAUUGAAUCCGAAGCAGCGGAGAUAGAAAAUAGUACAUUAGUAGAUGAACAACCCAAUAUCGAAAAUGUUCCAACUAAUUCUGAAUCUGUGGAAGAUAAAGUCAGUACAGUAGUAGAUGAAUCUACAAAAUUGGAUAAUACAUCUCUUCAUAAUCAAGAUAGUUCCGAAGUUAUAGAAAAAACAUUGGUAAUAGAGCCUUCACCGAUUGAACCCGAAGUCGUGAAGAAUGAAGUCAGUACAUUAGUAAAACAGUCUCUGGAGUUAGUUACAGAAGCACCAGGUACCACUGAUAAAACCAACAUAUCUGUUCAGGAAAAGUCUGAAAGCACUGAGCCAGUAUCUGAUUUGGAUAAAACGGAACCAAAUGAAAGUCUCACAGUUCUCCUGGCUGAAGCUAAUUCCCCAAAUCCUGAAACAAAACCCUUAGAAGCCGAUGCCUCGCAAGAAGAGCAAAAGGAUCAAUCUUCUGAUUUAGAAGGGAGUAAGCCCAUUGGUGAGGAUUUAAAAGCCAAACCGGACUCUGAAAUUCCCUUAAAUUCCGAACAGAGAAACUCUUCAUUGCUUGUAUCUAAUCAAUUAAUUGGCACCCAAAAUUUACCUACUAACCAUAUUGAGAUUGAAAAGAACACCAAGAAGUUGUCUAGCCCUAGUAUAAAAGAUAAAGAUAUUGGCACCCUAACAUCGGGUCGUCUGGUACCCACGCCCAUAGCUGAAUUGCAGCUCAAGUCAUUCAAAAAUCCCAACGACGAUGGCGCCUGGUAUGAUAUAUAUGUGGAGCCCAAGGUGACAUCUGAUAAGGAUUUUGAAAGUUCCUCAUCAGCGGUUCAAACCAGCAAACCUGAUACAGAUCGGCAAACAUCUUCAAUUGUAGAAGAACCUGUUAUUGUGUCUAAUAGGGUUUUGGAGAAAACAUUGGCAUCGGUUCCAACUAACAAAAUUGUGGAAGAACCCAUAAUUGCUGCAGAAAGAGUUCCAAGUUACUAUAUGCCCAUGGAAAUUGUGGAAGCCGCUGCUCCAAGAGCUAAGAACUCUGUUUCAUUCUUUGUUUCGUUUGACUCGGAUGAUGGAAAACCAAAGUAUAAAAUACCGAAAAGGUUUAGGGAUGACUCAAAAAAGGAUAAGCAUGAGGAACCUGUGAACGAUGAUAUAAAUCAGUCAGAGUCUGAGUUUGAUUCUAACGAAGAGGAGAUUGAAGUUAUAGAAGUCUCGGAAGGCGAUCCUGAGUAUCAACCGCCCAGCGUUUCAAAACUACAAACCAUUUUGGAACACGAUAAUGAAAAUGAGCAACCCAUAGAAGGUAAUGAUCAAAGCUCAGAUUUGAAACCAAAACAACCUGAGUCGCCAAUUAAAAUUAUUGAAAAAGAAGAAAUUCGUUUAGAAAAAGUCGAGCCUAAAAUACUCAGUGAAGAAAAAAUACAAAAAACAAAAGAUAUUGAUUCUGAGUAUUAUGAAACUCUCUUUAAAACUGACAUUAUAAAACUUUCAAGAUCUGUUCAAAUUAUAGAAAAAGCUUACAAAAGGUUUAAGAAUAUUCGGCAAGAACUUGAGUCGGAUUUAAAAAAGCAAAACGAAGCUGCAAGAGUUAUUCAAAAGUGGUUUCGAAGCACAUUAACUAAAAAGUCAGACUUAGGAUCCUCGGAUAGUACCCAAAAAGCAUCUCAAAACCUUGCUGCCAAGAAAAUUCAAAGGGCUUAUCGUCGAUAUGUUGAAAAAACCAAAGAAUCCAAAUCUGCUAAAGAAAAAGAAAGUUUAGAAAGAACUCAAAAAGAAGAAAUGGCUGCACUCAUCAUUCAAAAAGCAUUUAGACUAUAUUCUCAGAGGAACAAUGAUAAACUAAACAAAGUACAAUCCUCAGAUAACAAUGAACUUCAGCAAAAUCAAGCUGCUAAAAAAAUUCAAAGAGCUUACAGAAGAUAUUUAAAAUUAUCAGAUAGGCAAGAAAACCUAAGAGGAAGAAAGUCACAAGAAGUUUUUAAAUCAGAAGAUAAAGAAGAAACUAUUGGUGAAUCGUCAAUGCAAAAACUACUGGAAAUAGAGACGCCUGGGGAAGUUAAUACUCCAAAAGAAGCCGAAAGCCCAGAAGUAAUACAUGGAGCACUUCAGAAUGAAGAGCAGAGCUCGGAAACAAUACAAGGUGAAAUUGAUUCGUCACAAUUAGCUAAUGAGCCAAAAGGGAUACAGGAAUUAAAGACGGAUGAAUUUCAAGAGUUUGAAAAUCUUUCGAAAGUUAAUAUGAGUCCAACUCAUUUGUCAAAGCCAUCAGAAAACCCAGAAUUUGAUACUGAACUACAAGAUAUACAGGAUCCAGCGGAGGAUAGUGAUAGUGAUCCAAAAAGUAGACAAGAUUUACGGGCAGAAGAGUUAAACGAUGUAGAGGAGGUUGUCGAAACCAUUUCACAAUCAAGGCACAUCCCAAAAUUGGCUGAAGAACCAAAAAAAAUAAAAGAAUUGGAGAAUGUAUCCCAAGUCAGUUCAAGUCCAAUUCAUUCUGCAGAGUUACAAUCGGUCGAUGAUCCUGAAAUUUUAAAUGAGAAACAGAAAGAAGAAUUCCAAGCAAAAGAUAAACCUGAGGAGCCCAUUGAGAAUGUAACUGCAAUCCACUAUGAACCGGAAAUAAAAAAUGAAAUCCAAUCAGAUUCACUCCAAUUAGUUGAGAAAACUUUAGGAGCUGAUUUAAGUCCUGUUGUCAUAUCAAAUGACAAACUGGAAGGCAAGUCAAGUGCAGCUCUUAUUAUACAAAGAGCUUUCCGGCAAUAUAUGGAACGAAAGAAACUAGAAAUGUUUGAAGAAAGCUCCUUUGACUCGAUCACCAGCUCCCGAAUUACAGCAAUAGAAACAUCAACACCUUUAGCAAGUUUGGUUCCUGAAACCGCGGAGGAACCCGAUGGAGAUGCUUCGAAGACCAGCACGAAAUCCGAGUGGUUUGUGGGAUCAACUCGCAUAGUACCAAGCCAGGGAGUCGUUGAAGAUCAUCUUGGGGUAGGCACCGAUUCGGAUCCAGCUGAAAUUACAAGUAAAACUGAGCUCCACACCGGCACGCAAGUAGAAUCAGUUGAAGCAGUAGAUGAUAGAACGCAUGGCUCGCUUGAAACUAAAUUAACUCCUGGUAUUAGCAGUUCCAAAAUCGAUGAAAGUCUAGGCAGUUCAUUUGAAAAGGAUAAUGCAGUCUCUUCUGGUUUAGCAGGUUUAGCAGAUGAUUCGGAAAGCGGACUUGGUUCAGUGGAGGAUCCACUACUUCUAUCGCAAUCAGAUUUCGGUGGAAUCGUAAAGUCUCUAGACAUGGCUUCAACUCAAGAACUGGUUAAUAGUUUCCUUUUAAACGAGAUUGAGUACGCAUCCAAACAAGGAUCUUUCUUAAAGAAAGUAAAGGAGGAACCUUGCAUCAAAAAAACCGCUUCAUUGGUUAAUCUUUCCGAAGCUGAAUCGGAACUGGAUAUUGCUGGUCAAAAAGCUGAAAACACGGACUCUUCAUUGUCUGAAACCACUGGCUUAGAUACUUUAUCUGCAGAUACAAUCGACCAGGCAACCGUCAAGUUGUCCAAGCCGGAUGAAAUGAUUGAAAAAAUGUCGCAACUAAGGGACUCUAAGUCCCAAGAAAGGAUUCCUUCGGCAGAUCCCAGUUUUGACGAGUCCGUAGUUCGACCCCUGAGUUCCAUGCACGAACAAUAUAGUCUCGACAUCGAGGAUGGAGAUAUUAUUGUAUAUAAUCGACUACAGCGAGACGAAACCCGGGAAAGUUCUGCUCAAAGUGACUCUGUGGUUUUUGGCGAGGCAGAAGUUGGAAAAACUCAAGAUAAGGAUUUGUUAAGUGAAGAAGAAUCCGCAAGAGUGCAUUUGAUGAGGCAUUAUACCAUCGCUGGAGAUGAUCCAAGGGGACUCUUUAGGUCUGUAACGAUCGAUGAUGCUUUGAACUACGAAGACAAUGGAGAAAAGGAUAUGCUCUUAAAUAAUGCCGCUAGUUUCUGUUUGGACGACGAAACCUCGGAGAACAUCCGCAAAAAGAUGAUGGCUUAUUCGCUGUCCGAAACGGAUUCGGAUUACUUUGAUCCCAGGAAGUCCAGUAAAGAGGACUUUGAAGUAGACACUGCGAUGGCCGAUGCUAUGGGCACAUCCACUGAAACCGAAUCAACCAUUGUCUCGGCGGCUACUAAAAUCCAGGCUGGAGCUCGGGGUUUCCUCACCAGACGAAGAUUACGCAGGGCCAGUGCAGGAACCAAGUCAUCCACUUUGGAUACCAAGGCGUCCUUCGGCAACGAUGCAAUCAGCGAGUCCCUGGAGCGAUUCAUCGAGGAGGAAGCGGCGAAGAAGAUUCAGGCUGCAUACAGGAUGCACACCCGAAAACGAAAGGGCAACAAUCGGAAAAUGGAGGGAAUCAGUUUGGAGAGCAAUCUGGCAGCCAGACGCCAGAAAUUACAACGUGGCGAUGCACUUCGAAAUGACUCGACUCCCGAUGAUGAAAACAGUGUGAUCACCAGUGGAGGACAAGUCCAGAAGAGCUCCAGAAUACUGAAAAGCAAAACAGUUGGCGAGACAAAGUCGAAUGUCGACAUGGAGUUAAGAUGGCUAAAAAUGAGGCAGAAUUCAAUGCCCGUACAAAUUGAUUGCGAAGUUUUCAGAGUUAUCCCCAAACACAUGCGAAAACGUAUCAAAAGCGCCGAGGCGAACAAAAGAAAAUAAAGUAUACAAUUCUAUAGGUAUCAACGCUGAACUAUAUCUAAAUAAAAUAUAUGUUUAAUCGAAAAUGUUUUUGUUAUCAAACAAGCGGAAAGGCUUCCGGGAAUAAAUCAUACCAUUAAUUUUCCCGUAUUUCAACGUAUUUAAGUUAAACGGUCUGUGGAUGAGCGGAUGGCUGCCACUUUUGUUCUAAACAUUAAACGGAUUCAAAAGAUUUAUGGGAUGGGGGUGCAUUUAAUUAGUAGUGUCGUUAGGCAACCGGGUGAUAUUUCAAAGAGCUUUAAUCAAAACAAAAUCAUUAUAACAACUAUCCGACUUUUCCUACUCGGAAAAAUCCCAUCCUUUGUGCGCUGUUUGUA